Molecule: messenger RNA, 1137 nt
Organism: Hevea brasiliensis (rubber tree)
Lineage: Eukaryota; Viridiplantae; Streptophyta; Magnoliopsida; Malpighiales; Euphorbiaceae
Product: cytokinin riboside 5'-monophosphate phosphoribohydrolase LOG5
Exons: 7
Coding region: 136-834 (232 amino acids)
Biological process (GO): cytokinin biosynthetic process
Cellular component (GO): cytosol; nucleus
Molecular function (GO): hydrolase activity, hydrolyzing N-glycosyl compounds
Source: RefSeq, a predicted model, not a curated record
CCUCAAUUUCUUUAGCCUUUAAAAUUCCCUCUAUAUAUACUGGGACUCUAUUUUCCAUCGUACUUGUACACGCGCACCAACGGCCCCCACCCCCCCAAACCAAAGGCUCGUUCUCGGGUGAUUGUUUGGAAGGCUAUGGAGAGAAUGGAACUGGAGAAGAAAAUGGUGAAAUCAAGAUUCAAGAGGGUUUGUGUGUUUUGUGGCAGUAGUACUGGGAAGAGAGAUUGUUACAGAGAUGCUGCCAUUGAACUUGCCCAAGAGCUGGUGGAAAGAAGAUUGGACCUUGUGUACGGAGGGGGUAGUAUUGGGCUUAUGGGAUUAGUUUCACAAGCUGUUCAUCAGGGUGGAGGCAAUGUUCUUGGGAUCAUACCCAGAACUCUUAUGAGUAAAGAGAUCACUGGAGAAACGGUUGGAGAGGUAAAGCCAGUGGCUGACAUGCACCAAAGAAAAGCAGAAAUGGCCCGCCAUUCUGAUUGUUUUAUAGCCCUACCAGGUGGGUAUGGAACUUUAGAGGAGUUGUUGGAAGUGAUCACUUGGGCUCAGCUUGGUAUCCAUGACAAGCCUGUGGGUCUACUUAAUGUUGAUGGUUACUACAACAAUCUUCUGACUUUCAUUGACAAGGCUGUAGAUGAUGGGUUCAUCAAACCCUCCCAGCGCAACAUCUUUGUCUAUGCACCAAAUGCCAAAGAACUUGUUCAAAAGCUUGAGGAGUACGAGCCUGUGCGUGAUGGAGUUAUAGCCAAGGCAAGGUGGGACGUUGAGCUUCAGCAACCGUCACAGCAACCACAGGUCGGGUUCAAUGCCACCACUUUGCAGACUGAGGUCGCUCUAUGAAAGAGAACAUGAAAAAAAAAAAAAAAAAAAAAAAGCAAAGAAAGAAAAAAAAAAGUUAGGGAAAAAGGAGUUUUAGGCUUUGUUUGGUUGCUUUUUUGGUCUGAUGAUUUUGGGUUAGGUACCAACCAUAUUUCCAAAUAAUGGUGUUAUGGUAAAAGGUGGUUUUGAAUGGACUUUGGGAUUAAAGGAAAACGGCAGAAAAGAAAAGUCUUUUUUUUUUUUUUGUGUAACUACCACUUUAGUAAAGAUGAAAAAAAAAGUUUAUUUAACUUGGGAUAUUAAUUAAAAUUGUAUUUUUUAGCA